Suillus fuscotomentosus is the source of this 651-nucleotide messenger RNA. RefSeq lists its product as uncharacterized. Lineage: Eukaryota; Fungi; Basidiomycota; Agaricomycetes; Boletales; Suillaceae. The coding region runs from base 1 to 651 and encodes 216 amino acids. The transcript is spliced from 3 exons. The record is from RefSeq and is a predicted model, not a curated record.
AUGUAUAUCUCACUCAUCGAGGACUACUUGAGUUAUCUCAUACUACUCAUAUGUAUUACCCCACUUCCCAUUCCUCUUCUACACCGUGAUGGUUUCUAUUUCACACCAGAUGGCAACUUCAAUCCUGCAAAUGUCUUCCAUGGCCGCUUAGUGGACCUGAAGCUAAGCUGUCAGCUCAUUGCAGGUCGUAGCAAGGCCUUCAAAUACUUGUUAGAUGAUUUCUCUGCUAUUGUUAGCAAUCUCAGUGCCUUUGAGAAAUUGGCUCCUAGGGAAAGAUCGCAUGAGACCCUCAGUGUUAUUCGGGACACUAUUGGCCGCAGAUCAAUCAAGCUCACUCACCGUCUCUUUGAGGCCAUCGACAGAGAUCAAGACAAUAAUACUAGCAACGACAAUAACAGCUCAACAAAUGCUACCCCCACGGACAGCCUAGGAUCUGAAUACGACAUCACAACGUGGCCAGUUGCUAAUCGAUGUAAAGGCCAUCUGCAGGACAUCGUAUCCUCACAUAAUAUUCGCCCAUUACCAGCAUAUGAUGAGAGCCACGUUCUCAUCCCACCACUCCAGUAUGAAGUGAAGCUCAAGGGUGCACUUGUGGAAGUCCAUAUGGCCUUUUGCCAUCACCACAUGAAGACAUCAAAGUGUGACAUCUGA